UGUCGCUGGUGUCGGUGGGAGGAUCCUGCUCGCCUGCCCCGUUUCUCAGCAGCAGUCUCUCCGUAAAAUUAGCGGAUACUGCAACAAAGAAGUGUGUAUGUCUGUGUUUGUCACGACCAAGAAGAAAGAACAAGCGGGAAAUAAUAUUUAUAAAAACCUCUCAUCUGGCUGCUGGCAGAGAUGGCAACCAUUCGGAAGAAACUGGUGAUUGUCGGGGAUGGAGCUUGUGGGAAAACAUGUCUUCUCAUUGUUUUCAGUAAAGACCAGUUUCCAGAAGUCUACGUCCCAACGGUGUUUGAAAACUACAUCGCUGAUAUCGAGGUUGACGGAAAACAGGUGGAGUUGGCACUGUGGGAUACUGCAGGCCAAGAGGACUACGACAGGCUGAGGCCUCUCUCCUACCCUGACACACAUGUCAUCCUCAUGUGUUUCUCCAUCGACAGCCCCGACAGUUUAGAAAAUAUCCCUGAGAAGUGGACGCCGGAGGUAAAGCACUUCUGUCCCAAUGUCCCCAUCAUACUGGUGGGGAACAAGAAGGACCUGAGGAAUGAUGAGCACACACGGAGGGAGCUGGCCAAGAUGAAACAGGAGCCAGUGAAGACAGAAGAGGGCAGAGACAUGGCCAGCAGGAUCAGUGCUUUUGGAUACUUGGAGUGCUCUGCCAAGACCAAGGACGGCGUGCGGGAAGUGUUCGAGAUGGCCACUAGAGCGGCGCUACAGGUCCGCAAGUGCAAGAAGAGAAGCGGCUGCACGCUGCUGUGAGCAGUCCACACGUCAUCAGAUCAACUGACCCAACAGGAGAAAAAGAAAACACGAAAAAGGACUGGCCUUUUACCAAAUGGCAUCUUCGUACUGUAUCUCGCAUUUCACGAUAACAGUCAGGCAGAUGAAACAAACCGAACACAGGAAAAUAAGUUUGUCUUUAUUACAGCAGUGUUUAGAAGUUGAUGUUUAAAGUUUCUUUUUUUUUCAAAAAUCUGUCUUUACACAUCAUUUUCCUACUUAUUUUUUCUUUAUAUUUGUUAAUUAGGCCGUGAUAGAUAUUUGUAUGCAAUAUUGUUCUUCACAAGCUUGGGCGAGCAGCGUCCUUCUUAGCUUGUGUCAAGUCUCCAUGAGUAAUGUCUUAUCCAAACACUCCAGACUGUCAUGUUAGUAUCAGCUCUGUUCAUCCUUGUAGUCGUGAUAAGAGAAUGAAAGUUGAUAUCUUUUUUUAACAUAAGUGCUAGUGCCUUUUUAAGUUUUUACACCACUAUCUAUUUCUCAUGUUUUUCAGCUAGCUUACAUUUCAGCUGAGGGGCCCCCUCUGUUGUACUGUAGCUCAUUUUACACACUGUUUGUCAUUGUGAAACCUGAUCAAAGCCAUAACUAAGGCUUUCAGCACGGUUGACAACUCGUCAAGCACAACAAAUGGCUGCUUGUGCCAUUUUUGUUGCCGUGAAACAACAGCAUUCCCUCGGGGUUGGCCAUACUCACGGAGGAUAAACAAGUUGGCUGCCUGUCAACAAAGGAGCGAGCUUCACAUUCUUUAUGAGUAUCUGCUUAUUCACAUACAUCCCUCUUAACUAUCGGUAAUCUGUGCAGUGGACCAGGACGGGCAGAUGAGGACUGGCCAAUCAAGACACAAGCCAGUAUGACUCAACUAUGCACAAUGGCUGUUAGGACCAACAGGGAGAUGACACAGCUGAAAGAGAAAUGAAGGCCAAGGCCUGGUGAAAGCUCCUUUGUUUGUUUAUUGUGAGUAACUGAGUUCAGCUCUUGUUCUGCUACGAUGCAAGAGGGCCGGCCACACCCGCUGUUGGAAUUCAUGUGUUGAACGAGUUAGCCCAGUGGCGAAAAAAUUAUGUCUCUUUUAGUCAUUGCGUGUGGACGUUUCCAGUCGGAUGACAUUCUUUACAUGUUUUGAAAGGAGCUGAAUUGUGUGUGUGUGGUUGUGUGGUUGUGUGUUUGUGUUUUUUCCCCUCCCGGUGCCUUCUCUGUUCUGCUGUGCCUUUUUUUUUGUUUUUGGUUGUUCUCUCCCAGACCAGAUAGACCAGAUCCUCUAUGUCAACCGGUCAACCACUGACUGACAAGGUCAAGAGCGACCUUUCUGAUAUGUUUCACAAAUCGUGGAUCUUUAGAAUUUAUCCAAAAAUGCAGGCUUGAUUAUUGCAAAAUGUGUUUGCUAAAUUUCCAGUCCUAGUCAUAGCAUGAAUAUUAAGAUUUUACCUAUAAAUGCAGUCUCAUUGUUAUCUUGGCAGAUAAGACAGGUUAUACCGAUUGGUGUCGAGUUUUGCAUCAAGAAUGAAUCAUGGGAACAUUACAAAAACAUCUGUCUGCAACCAUGAAGGUUGUCUUUGAUGUUUUACAGUAUUAUUGCAAAAAAAAAAAGGUUUUAGAGUUCAACUGUGGAAAGAUGGAAAAAUUCAGUCUAUUCAUGUCUUUAUUCUGAUCUAUGUUGGUCUUAAUUUUCACAGCUUGGCAAGAAAACAUUUGAUAUUUUAUGUCUCACGUCAAGCACUGAAUUAUACUGAAUGCAUCACACGUCAGAGACUGUCCACUGGUCCCAGUUCUUGUGUCCUGUACGAAUAAUUGUGAAAAUAUAACCGCUUGAAAGGCAGAGCGACUGUCCUCAGACACAGACUCUUUAUGGCAUUCCUUUUCUCUGCCUCGGUUGCUCAUUCAUGUACUGUAGAUAUCCCAUGGUUGCAUGUUGCUGUCUGUCUAAAGGAAGGUGGGUGUUGAAAUGUGUGUGUGUGUAUGUGGCAAAAAAUAAUAUCUUUGACGUUGCAUGCAACCUUAUAAUGCCAGUACAGGCAAACCUACCAGCUGGCAGAUCUGUGUCUGUUAUAUUGUAAUGCCAUCUGUAAUGCAACUUUAUACCCUCUACUGGCCAACCACAUAUGUUUUGACCGAGUGAUCCAGUGGAGUCGCUUCAACCUGAGGUUGAGGAGAGGAGGCAUUUAUUACAAUUACAAACACCAUAUUCAUAUUUUUACCUCAAAUCCCUAUAGGGUGGAUACUAUGUUUUAACUCUGGACUUUGCACAUUAUUGGGGACAAGAACAAGCACACUAACAAGGCAAGAGUGAAGAGAUUAAGAUCCCUAUGCCUAAUGAUUUCUGUCAAUGAAAAUGAGACAAGCGUUUCACAGCUGUGGCUUGAUAUUCACAAGUCUCGACAAGGAAGUAUUGGGAAUUAGAGGACGCAAGAGAUCGUCGAAUAACUUUCACAGCUGGAAACAUAGGCCAGGGUCUAGUGUUGAACAUAUCACUAAGAGCAUGUACAAUACUGUUAAUGUGUAUGCUGUCCUUAUGAUGUUGAUGCAUGCAUGAGAAAAUUAUGGGUCUUUAUAGCGUGUUCACACCCACACACGUCUUUGGGAACAGCUUGUGCUCAGUGUUGUGUAACUUUUCUUUCUUUCUCUGGAAGUAUUUGAAAUGAUAAAGGAUCCAAAUUUAUAUAAAAACUAAUUGUAAUAAUGCUAUGUAAAACAGAAAGUGUCGUAGUGAAUGUCCGAUCUGAAGUGAACAUGAACAUUGUUAAUAAACUAUUUUUGAGACAAGA
Larimichthys crocea (large yellow croaker) is the source of this 3542-nucleotide messenger RNA. It is a transcript of the gene rhoca, whose product is annotated as ras homolog family member Ca. The transcript has 5 exons. Lineage: Eukaryota; Metazoa; Chordata; Actinopteri; Sciaenidae. The record is from RefSeq and is a predicted model, not a curated record. The coding region runs from base 181 to 762 and encodes 193 amino acids. Gene Ontology annotation, molecular function: GTPase activity; GTP binding. Gene Ontology annotation, biological process: small GTPase-mediated signal transduction.